CUUAUGGCGUUUACAUAUGUAUAUAGAAUUUGACAUGACACUGUACCGUAGCUCGUGAGGAAUAAUACUGCAUGAUUGUGGACAGACCAGAAAUUAAUUAUGAAUUUUAUUAAUUUACGACAGUGUUACAAACUUAUUUCUUUUAGAUCAUUACAUCAAAGAUCAUGUAUUUGUGAUAAAUCGUUAAAAACUAUUUCACAUAUGAUAUUUCCUCUCCAUAGUAAUUUACAAAAAAAUAUUGUAAAAGUACAACCAACUUUAGAGUUUUCAACUUCAAUAUAUCUUAAUACUGAUAUGGACACUGUAUCUGAAAAUAAUAAAAAGUCUCAUAAUAUUGAUUAUAAUGAACUUUUAAAAGCUCAAAAGGAUAGUAGUGUUUUAAUCAUUGACGUCAGAGAAAAAGAAGAAAUUGAUGAAACUGGAAAACUACCUGGAAGUAUUCACAUACCAAUGGGGGAUGUUGCCAAUACAUUGUUGAGCCUUUCUAAGGAAGAUUUUAAGGAGAGAUUCAAUAAGGAAAAACCUUCCAAAGAUACAAGAAUCAUAUUAAGCUGCAGAUCUGGAAAAAGAAGUGGCAUUGUUCAAGAAGAGAUACAAAAACUUGGAUAUGAAAAUGCAUACAAUUAUGUUGGAGGAUGGCUGGAUUGGGAAAAUAAUCAAAAAGUAUAA
Eufriesea mexicana is the source of this 669-nucleotide messenger RNA. Its product is annotated as thiosulfate sulfurtransferase/rhodanese-like domain-containing protein 3. The transcript has 4 exons. The record is from RefSeq and is a predicted model, not a curated record. Bases 100 to 669 code for a protein of 189 amino acids. NCBI's taxonomy places the organism in Eukaryota, Metazoa, Arthropoda, Insecta, Hymenoptera, Apidae.